Scheffersomyces coipomensis is the source of this 1903-nucleotide messenger RNA. It is a transcript of the gene RCH1, whose product is annotated as Rch1p. Gene Ontology annotation, cellular component: plasma membrane. The record is from RefSeq and is a predicted model, not a curated record. Bases 464 to 1834 code for a protein of 456 amino acids. The transcript has a single exon. NCBI's taxonomy places the organism in Eukaryota, Fungi, Ascomycota, Pichiomycetes, Serinales, Debaryomycetaceae.
GUAACCCUAGUUAUACCCUAAUAAACGAUCCGAUGAUCAUUAAUUAAAUUGAUCACCAAAUAUGACUCCACAGUUUUCCACUAUUAAAAGAAAUUCUCAACCCUCGAUCCGAGAAACGUGACAUACGCGUGACUGACACAUAAUAAAUCAUCCGGAACAGUUUAGCCGUUUCUGGAUUCCAAUGGACGUUCCUGUAUACAGUCUGAUUAAGUGAUACGAUCCGAAACUUAAAAGAAAUAAAAUAAAAUAAAAAAUAAAUUUAUGACAGGCAUAACAAAAAAGCAAUAAAACCGGUAUAAGGGACGAGAUGAAUUGAUAAGUUAAAAUUGGCUAAUUACUAUUUAAACCUUUUACAUUUUCCAUUUAUUGAUCUUUAUACUAUAUCGUCAUACUAUUUACUUAUUAUUUUAUCAUUAUAUAACAAUCAAUCCAUUGCAUAUCAUAUCAUAUCUUAUCACUUAAUAUGCCUGAUUUCACAUCAAUAAAGGAAUCAAAACCUUAUAAAAUCAUAAAAACUGUAAUAGACUUCCUCAUCAAACAAUGGUUUUUUGUGGUAUUGGGGUGUUUGGUCGCUAUAGCUCACUCUUAUCCCAACUUUGCCAGACAAGGGGGGUUAAUUAGAGCAGAAUAUACCAUUGGUUAUGGUGCAGUGGCUGUUAUUUUCUUAAUUAGUGGAUUAUCAAUGUCAACUAAAGAUUUAGCUAAAAAUACCCUUAAUUGGAGAGCUCAUUUCACCGUGUUAUCCACAUCAUUCCUUAUCACUAGUUCAAUCAUUUAUGGUUUAGCUACUGCCAUUAGAGCCAGUAAUGAUGCUGAAAUUAAUGAUUGGUUAUUAGUUGGAUUAAUCGUUACUCAUGCUUGUCCAACCACUGUUUCUUCAAAUGUGGUGAUGACAAAACAAGCUCAUGGUAAUGAUAUCUUAACUUUGUGUGAAGUCUUCAUUGGUAAUAUCUUGGGAGCAUUCGUAACUCCAGCUCUUUUACAAUUAUAUAUGACAGGAGGCUGGGAAUUUGGUAAUCCAAGUCAUCAAGCAGGUGGUGAUCAUACUAUUACAGAUUUAUAUAAAUCAACUAUGAAACAAUUAGGUUUAUCAGUGUUCGUACCUCUUUUUGUGGGUCAAGUGAUUCAAAAUUUAUUCAAUAAACAAACUAAGUGGUGUUUAUCAACUUUCAAAUUAGCUAAAGUUGGUUCAUUCAUGUUGAUCUUAAUUAUGUUCCAAUCAUUCUCCACUGCCUUUUAUCAAGAUGCUUUCACUAAAGUAAGUCAUGUCUCAAUCAUAUUCUUAGUAUUCUUCAAUAUCGGUAUUUACUUAUUCUUCACCGUUUUAACUUUCUUUUAUGCUAGACCAAUCUUUAUCAAAAGAAUAUUUAAUCAUCCUCCAGAUGAAAAUUCAACUAGAUUAUAUACCAUCACUUAUAAGAUCUUCAGACCAUUCUACUAUAGUAGAAAAGAUACUGUCGCUAUCAUGUUAUGUGGACCUGCUAAAACUGCAGCUUUAGGUGUAUCAUUAGUAUCAUCUCAAUAUGGUUCUGAUAAUCCAAAUUUAGGUAUUAUUUUAGUCCCAUUAGUGUUAUAUCAAUCUGAACAAGUUAUUUCUGCUCAAGUGUUGACUAAUUUCAUGAAAAAAUGGAUUCACGCUGAAGAACUUAAAGAAGAUGCUGAAAAUAAUCUCCCACCAAAGAAUAUCGAUGGUAAUGGGAAUGAAGUAGAUGAUAGUGCCGAUGUUAAUGACGAAGAUGAUGAUAGUUCCGAUCAUGUGUUAAGACAUGAAACUUCCAUUUCAAACGAUUCAAACGACCAUAAAUCAAGAGAUAUAGCUAUAGUUCGUGAGUGAUAAUUUUACAUUCUCUUUUCCUAAAUAUUUAUUAAACGCAUUCUUCUUCCUUCUAUAUAAUACCUUCCU